UGAAUCGUGCGAGCAUUCAUGCUCUGAAAAUCUGGUAGCUCGCACAUCCACCAUAACCGUGUUCAAAGACCCCUGGCGCGGCCGCCCGUGUGCCGGUCCUGGCCUGUCGGCCGUCAGCGCGGCGCGGUGAGCCGCCGCGGACCGGACGGUGACGUCACCCAGCCGCAAUCGUCACGGUCCGCGACCUUCUCCAGCGAGCGGUGCGCCCGUCAGAGGCGGGACCGCCGCGCCGGACGCCGCGCACCUGACCAGGUGACCUCGCGUGCUGCCGCCACUACAGAGCCACAGUGUGACAGAGCAGUGAGCCCAGCGGCGGCGACUGUGCGCUGUGUUGGGAGCGGUCGCCUGUCUCACAGUGAAGCGCGUUCUAUUGCGUGGCAGUGCUCUGCUGACGUGGCCGUCUGUCUGACGCCGCUGGGGCCGCCGAGCCGUCGCCUGUGAUCGGCUCUGCACAGUGCACGCGGCUGGGGUGGGAGGGGCGGAGUGCACAGUGCGGCCGCGUGGCAGACGGGCCGCCGCUGUGUGGUGAGGCCUGCCGGUGUGUGGUGAGCGGACUGCCGCUGUGUGGUGAGCGGACUGCCGCUGUGUGGCGAGCGGACUGCCGGUGUGUGUCAGCCGUAUAGUGAGCGGUGAGCGGAGUGAGAGGAGUGAGCACUGUGUACUGCGCUGUGUGCUGGCUCGGUACUGUGUGGUGUACCGGUACGAGUACCGCUAGUCCCCGGUCGGCCGACAGAGACCGUGAAGUGAGCCCAGCUGUUACGGUUGGGGUAGGACAGGACGGUACAGCUGAACCCAACGUCCGCCAACGCAACGUAAACAGAGCCGACGGAGCAACGCAAAAACAGAUAGCAAGAGCUGAACGAUCAUAAACGACCGACUAAUACAGUGAGAGAUGGGUGCGUUGUGAACUGAGAAGUGAAGCGAAAUCGACGGAGCUGGACUGUGGUUUGUGAUUCCUGCAAAACAUCUACAUAUAUGUAUGAUCUACUUUUGUCUGGCGCGCCCUGAAACCAUUCUGUGAGAAGUCUCGGCAUGACAGGCACCCUCUCACAAGUUGAUAUUUUAUAAACUCUACCAGAUAAGUGGCUGUAAUUACCACACAUGUGCGGGCUCCCAGCAGCAAAUUACGAAGUCCCCCUCGUCCAUCGUUCCGACUCGCUCCCACAAGUGGAGCAGCUGGCGCCUUCAGUAUCAAAGGUGACAUAACAGGGCCGUCCGACAACCGUGCGACAUAAUCGAUACUGUUGACGUGCGGCGCGCCGCAGGAACCGCCCGAUAGUUUCCUUUGAGUCGACGGCAAGCCACGGCCGCCCACGCCAAGUGCCAACCCCCUCCCGAGCUCCUGACCGCCUCGGCAGCGACAAUGGAUGUGGACGAGGCCUUGAAGCUGGUCGAUCCCAAGAGGCGGCUCCAAUGGAUCUAUGCGGUGGCCAUCAGUGCCCAGGCGCUGCCCGGUGCCCUGAUCGUUCUGGUUAUGGAGUUUGUCGGUCACACGCCAAAGUUCGAAUGUCACCAGGAGGGCGCGAACGGUACCCAGGUACUGGUGGACGCGUGCUUCAACGGCACCACGGAGCACUGUGACCGGAUCGUGUUCAGACACCCGUACACUAGUGUUGUCACUGAGUGGUCGCUGGUGUGUGAGCGCGCUUCGGAGGCACACGCGCUCCAGUCGCUCUUCAUGGCCGGCAUGACGAUGGCCUCGCUGCCGAUCGGCCCGCUGGCCGACAGGUUCGGCCGCCGCCGGCUGGUGCUGCUGACAUUCGGCCUGCAGGCGCUGCUGAUGGGCGCGCUGGCGCUGUCACCCAACUACGGAACGUUCGCGGCGCUGCGGUUUUUGACGGGCUUCCUGCAGGCGGGCGGUUUCCCCAACUUCACUCUCACCACGGAGCUGGUGGGUCCGCAGCUGCGCAGCAAGGUGGGCCUCUUCGGCUCCGUCUUCUUCUCGGCGGGCAUCCUGUGCCUGUCGCUGGCCGCCUACCUCAUCACCAGCUGGCGGUGGCUGCUCGUCUUCUCUGCCGUGGUGGCCGCGCUGUCCGUCCUAGUGAUCGGAGUUGUGGCGCCGCAGAGUGCGCGCUGGCUCCUGCAGAAGGGCAGGACGCGUGACGCCGAACAGGUCCUGUUGGGCAUGGCGCGCUCCAACGGCCUGACGCCGCCCUCCGACUUCAGUCUGGUGGCCUCCAAACAGGAGGGUGGCAGCACCUCGGACCACUGCUGCUCCCUCUUCGCCCGGGGCCGCGCCGCCCUGUGGACCGUGGUGCUCUGCUUCAACUGGGCGGUGCACACGCUGUCCUACUACGGUCUGACGGCGGCCGCCGCCGGCAUGGGCAGCGGACGGUUCUCUUCGUUCGCCUUCUCCGGUCUGGUUGAGCUGCCGCCGGUGCUGGUCGUCACCUGGGUGCUCGAACGGCUCGGCCGGCGGUACACGCUGAGUGGCACGAUGGCCAUCGGAGGGGUCGCCUGUCUGCUGAUCUACGUACUGCCGGCGGUCUACAUAGACGACCACGGCGGGCGGCUCACCCUCAGCCUCAUAGGGAAGCUGUGCAUAUCGACCACGUUUACGGUGACGUACAUAUUCAGCGGUGAAAUAUUCCCCACGUCUCUGCGUAACACCGGCCUGGGAAUAGUCAACAUUUGCGCCCGGCUGGCCGGCGUCAUGUAUCCCUUCGUGGCGUUACUGAACACUGUCAGCAAGGACUCGCAUUUCCUGCUCUUUGGAGUGCUGAUUACGUCUUCGGCGCUGUUCGAUCUGCUGUUACCGGAGACGCUUGGUAAAACUCUGCCCAAAGACGUCGAUGAAAUGCUAGGUAACGACAUCGAAAUGUACGCACCACUAAAACUUGAAGAAUCAGAUAGCGACGUUGAGCUUGAUACCGCUGAUGAAAAAGAUGUAGAAAUAAGAUAGUUUUGCUUCGACAGGGCCUUGGAAACGCAUGACAAUAAAAAGUGUGAUAAGUUGUGAUAUUUUUCGAACAAUGAAUGUUUCGCUUCCAUAAUUCUGCCAGUGAAAAAUGAACGUAAGUUAAAUGGAUAUUUUUAUGUCGGGAUGGAUUUUAAUACGAUUUUGCCGAUGUUUUGCAGUGUUUGUGCUUUUCUUAUUGUGUCCGAGUGUGAUGAAUGCUGAUGUUACUUUGACGUGCGUACCUGAAAUUUGAAUGAAUACACUGCUGAACGUUG
Messenger RNA from Amphibalanus amphitrite, 3174 nucleotides. Its product is annotated as solute carrier family 22 member 15-like. Gene Ontology annotation, cellular component: membrane. The transcript is spliced from 9 exons. Gene Ontology annotation, biological process: transmembrane transport. Gene Ontology annotation, molecular function: transmembrane transporter activity. NCBI's taxonomy places the organism in Eukaryota, Metazoa, Arthropoda, Thecostraca, Balanomorpha, Balanidae. The record is from RefSeq and is a predicted model, not a curated record. The coding region runs from base 1364 to 2902 and encodes 512 amino acids.